This is a messenger RNA of Pantherophis guttatus, 3347 nucleotides long. RefSeq names its product regulation of nuclear pre-mRNA domain containing 1B (gene RPRD1B). The record is from RefSeq and is a predicted model, not a curated record. Gene Ontology annotation, biological process: mRNA 3'-end processing. Gene Ontology annotation, molecular function: RNA polymerase II C-terminal domain binding. Lineage: Eukaryota; Metazoa; Chordata; Lepidosauria; Squamata; Colubridae.
CGCCCCUCCUCCCUCCGCUGACCCUUCCGGCGACCCGUAGCAUGCCGCCCUCUGACCUUCGGCGGCGCCGGGGUGAAAGGGCGAGCGGCCAUUUUGUGGCGGUUGGUCGCCCCUGAGGCCGGGGGCCUGGUCCAGCCAGGCCAGGCCGGGUCGGGUCGGGCGAAAUCCCGCCAUGUCGUCGUUCUCGGAGUCGGCGCUGGAGCGGAAGCUGUCGGAGCUGAGCAACUCUCAGCAGAGCGUUCAGACGCUGAGCCUCUGGCUCAUCCACCACCGCAAGCACGCCGGGCCCAUCGUCGUCGUCUGGCACCGAGAGCUCCGCAAGGCCAAAUCAAGUAGGAAACUGACUUUCCUAUACUUGGCGAACGAUGUCAUCCAGAACAGUAAAAAGAAGGGACCCGAGUUUACAAAGGAAUUUGAAUCGGUGCUCGUGGAUGCUUUUUCACACGUGGCCAGGGAGGCAGACGAGGGAUGCAAGAAGCCCUUGGAACGGCUGCUGAACAUCUGGCAGGAGAGGAGUGUGUAUGGCGGGGAGUUCAUACAGCAGCUGAAACUGUCCAUGGAGGACUCCAAUAGCCCCCAACCCAAAGUUACAGAGGAGAAGAAGUCCCUGAAGAGGACGUUUCAGCAGAUGCAGGAAGAGGAGGACGACGACUACCCUGGCAGUUACUCCCCACAGGAUGCCAACACCGGGCCCCUUCUGGCGGAGGACUUGAUCAAAGCCCUGCAAGACUUGGAGAACGCAGCCUCGGGCGAUGCCACUGUGCGGCAGAAGAUCGCUUCUCUUCCCCAGGAGGUUCAGGAUGUGUCCCUGCUGGAGAAGAUCACAGACAAAGAGGCGGCGGAGCGGCUGUCGAAGACGGUGGACGAGGCGUGUUUGCUGCUGGCAGAAUACAACGGGCGGCUAGCGGCGGAACUGGAAGACCGGCGCCAGCUGGCACGCAUGCUGAUUGAAUACACGCAGACCCAGAAGGAUGUGCUGACGGAGAAGGAGAAGAAGCUAGAGGAAUACAAGCAGAAACUGGCCCGAGUCACCCAGGUGCGCAAAGAGCUGAAGUCCCACAUCCAGAGCCUGCCGGACCUCUCGCUGCUGCCCAACGUUACAGGCGGGCUGGCACCUCUCCCCUCCGCCGGGGACCUUUUCUCUACUGACUAGGACACAAAACUGGGGGGGGAGGGGAGGGUCUGCCUUGCCUGCCCACCUGCCCCGGCACCAGUACCAGACCCCUUUCGUCAGGAUGAGGGAUCCUCGCGGGAAGCUGAGCUCGGAAGGGACGGGCAGAGACCCCGCCCUGCGCCCAUCUCCAUCUCCACUGGGGCUGGCGUCCAGCCGGGUGACCAGGGGGGCAGAGCGGGCGGGAAGGAAGGUGGACACCGAAGGGCACCGCCUCUUGUUUUGGGGAGGGGGGCCAAAGGCGUCUUUCUGGAGGAAAAUUCUGGGCACUUCCGGGGGUCACAAAUCAUGUGUGCCCAGAGCCUUCGAAGAAUUUUUGAGUUCUGUGUUGGUUUUAUUUUUCUUCUGUAUUUGACAAAAAACAAAACAAAAACUGGAUUGUUUUGAGGGGUGGGUCAGUGUCGAUUUUUUUUGAGGGGGGGGGACCUGUGAGUCAGGAAUGGCAGAGGCAGCUGCUUGACGGAUCAGCCCAGGGGAGCUGCUUCCCCGCUUCACUGGGACACCCACAUCACCUCCCCCCCCUCCCCCAAAUCAGCUCGGGUGGCCCUUUCCUCUGCUUUCAGCCCUGGGACCUGGAGGGAUCAGCAAAAGCCCCUCCUGCUCCCCCUCCCCAUUUUCCCAGAUCUCUCCUUCCACAGCAUUAAACAGGGUAAGCGUGGAAGGUUCAAAUUGAUGGGCUUUAGUAAAGCAUCUCCCCUCCUCUUAUUCUCCAAAGCUGUGGAACUUGCCAAUCAAUUCCCUUCCCAGUCUGCGGGAAGGAGAGGGAUAGUCAGUGGGUACAUUUUCCGCUGCCCCCUUGCAACAGAGCCCAUGGCCCUGGAUCUACCCGCAGGUCAGACUAUCCCCUGCAUGUGGGUGCUUUCCAUUUUGCAACAGCAGCUAACAUAGCAAAUGCAAGCAUUCAUUUCGCCAUGAGAUCCCCCACCGAGGAUGGGGAGGGGGGCUUUUCUGCUCUUCUUCGCAUAUUUGGUGGCCGUAGGAGUCAUCCUCUCUCCUCUAUCUUUAGAGCGAAGGUCUCCAACCCUGGCAACUUUAACGCUCGUGGACUUCAACUCCCAGAACUCCCCGGCACUAAUGCAUUCCUUUUCAUGCGUAGCCCCCUUGUGGCCUGCUCGCUCUCUUGUAAUCCUUUCCUCUGCAAUCUCUCCGCUCAAGGGAGUGGCAGAAAAAAAUAUAUAUAUCCAGGCACGGCCGGCUGGGGAAUUCUGGGAGUUGAAGUCCACCCAUUUUCCAGCAAGGUUGAGAAACACUAUAUUCUGGAUGAUGUAAAGCAGAAAAUGAGCCCAACAGCAGAGUGCAACCUAGCUUGAAGCUAUGAACAGAAAAUGUCACCUCUUGAGGGGGGUCUCCAAACUUGGCCACUUUAAAGACGUGGACUUCAACUCCCAGAAUCCCCCGGCACUAAUGCAUUCCUUUUUAUGCGUAGCAACCUUGUGGCCUGCUUACUCUCUUGUAAUCCUUUCCUCUGCAAUCUCUCUGGAGUGGCAGAAAACAAAAACCCCAGGCAUGGCUGGCUGAGGAAUUCUGGGAGUUGAAGUCCACCAGUCUUAAAAUGGCCAAGGUUAGAGACCCCCGCUUUAGAAGACCUUUGAUCAAAUCCCUUACAUGGAAGGGUUGGGCUUUCUGCUUGGUGCCCAGAUCCAUUCCCAUCCCCACCCCCACCCCCAAAUCCCUUUCUCAGGGUGGCCGCUUUGGGCCGCGAGUUCCACGUUCUCCGUCAGCUCAGCCCAAUUUGGCAGAGAAGGCACAACUUCCAGUGGUCUUUGAGUCUGGAAGCAAGUAGGGCUGAUCCCCUUCGUAGAGCCCCCUCCCCAGCAGCCCCCCCCUUGUGCACGCAGAUGUGCAACCGAGCGUGUCCGAAUCGCAGCGUUCCCACUUCCAACCCCCCCCAGAUUAUCCCAUCCUUGGUUUCACAGUAAUUGAAACCCACUGGAUUUUCGAGGUCGAGGCGGGACCUGUGACGAAGACCCCUCCCCCACCCCCAACCUCUGCACUGUGUGGUCUUUUGGCUCAGAUCUGAUCCGUCCCCUCGGCCCCCACGAGGCAUUUUCUUAAACCUGUACAUGAAUCAAUUUAGAGAUUUAGAGGGACAGGCUGUCCUUUUAGCCGCAGUAUAUUCUGAAAUGUCUCAUAAAUAUAUUUUUGAAUAAAGAGGGUGUCAUUCGGUGGGCAAGAA